This is a messenger RNA of Anisakis simplex (herring worm), 276 nucleotides long. The record is from the annotation of a GenBank genome assembly. NCBI's taxonomy places the organism in Eukaryota, Metazoa, Nematoda, Chromadorea, Rhabditida, Anisakidae.
AUGUUAUUGAAUCUUAUGAAACACUCGGCUGCUGUUGCAUCAUCUUUUCGGUUACGAUUGGCGAACAAUUUGCAUAGGAGCGCAUCGUGUUCGGUGAAAAAAAUAUCAAUCGAGACUGUCGGCGAUACGACAACAGUGCAGUUAGUGGAUGUGCCCGAUCCGGAUCAAAGGAAAGUGUUGAAAAAAAGUGACGAUACGUGUUCACUUUGUACAUGUAACAUACCCGUUAAGGUAGAAAAGAAUUUUUUCGAGUUUCAUGAAAUUUUGACGGAUUGA